AUGGCGUCCUCUGACGGCGACGGCGAGAACUCUUCGGAAGACGCGGUGGAGGACCGCGGCCACCGCCGGCUGCACCUGCCGUCCUCGGACGAGGAAGACGACGACCUGCUGCCGGGGCGCUUCGUGUUCUGGUCGGCCGAGCGCAGGCAGCGCAGGGCCUUCAGGGGCAGCCGGCACCGGCGCCUGCCGACCGCCGUCGCGUCCGCCGUCGCGGCCAGCGGCGACGCCGUGGAGCAGGUCGACGACGACGGGGAGCAGGAGGACGAGGAGGAAGAGGACGAGGAGGAGGACCAGGCCGAGGGCAGCGAUAGCGACGCGGUGCAGCAGGCUCCUCCCCUGGAACUGCCCGACUGCACUCCACAGCAGCCAGCACCGCCACCACUCCAACCAGAGCCACCACAGCAGGAGGGCCUGGUGGGCUCGCUGCUGGAGAUCCUGGAGUGCCCCGUCUGCUACGAGGCCAUGCGACCGCCCAUCUGGCAGUGCCCACGCGGCCACCUGGUGUGCAAAGACUGCGAGCCC
Thrips palmi is the source of this 522-nucleotide messenger RNA. RefSeq names its product nucleolin-like. The record is from RefSeq and is a predicted model, not a curated record. Gene Ontology annotation, cellular component: cytoplasm. The transcript has 2 exons. Gene Ontology annotation, molecular function: ubiquitin conjugating enzyme binding; ubiquitin protein ligase activity. The annotation marks the transcript as partial. NCBI's taxonomy places the organism in Eukaryota, Metazoa, Arthropoda, Insecta, Thysanoptera, Thripidae. Gene Ontology annotation, biological process: multicellular organism development; proteasome-mediated ubiquitin-dependent protein catabolic process.